AUGCUCAACGUACGUGGCCUGGCGAUAUAUAGGACUGCAGUACGUUGCCUGCUUCGGCCACCACCAAACUCACCCUACCGCGGCAUCUAUCGGACUGAGGGGGAAGUAUGCCGCCGCGAUGAAAUUCUCGUCUCGCAGGGUGCUCUGAACUACCACCCUGGCCUGAAUGUUCAUCUUGAAAAAGACCGUGUCGAUCUUCUCUUGAAAGCCAGCUGUGACGGAGUCGUCAGGAUCACCCGCGAAAAAAUCACUCCGGACUUCACUAAUCCUGAUAUGAAGGUCUACGAACACCGGCGUGAUAACGACAUCUACAAACUUCAUUUUAACGUUAUUCCGUUUGAGAUGUCAAAAAAUUUCACACUCAAGUCCGAGAUU
This is a messenger RNA of Mesorhabditis spiculigera, 375 nucleotides long. The record is from the annotation of a GenBank genome assembly. NCBI's taxonomy places the organism in Eukaryota, Metazoa, Nematoda, Chromadorea, Rhabditida, Rhabditidae.